UUCGGCGUGCGGGCUGAGCUUCGAUGGACGACCACAUGACAGGGCACAACAAGGAGAAGCGUUACGAGUGCGAGGUGUGUGGCAAUGUAUGGCAGUGCCCGAGCCAGCUGGAGAUCCACCGGCGGGUGCAUACGGUUGACAAGCCCUAUGCCUGCUCCACUUGUGGCAAGAGCUUCACCCAGUUGUCGGGUGCACAGCAGUGAGCAGCCCUUUACCUGUUCCAACUGUGGCAAAGGCUUCAAGUCAUCCAAGCAACUGAAGGUGCACAGGUGCGUGCACACCAGGGAUCGGCUCUACACAUGCAGCGACUGCGGAAAGGGCUUCACCCAGUCCUGCAACAUUGUGGAGCAUCAACGCACACAAGCCAGCGAGCCGCCCUGCACCUGCUCCGACUGCGGCAAAGGCUUCAAUACGUCCAGAAUCCUGAAGGUGCACAGACGCCUGCACACCGGGGAUCGGCCCUUCACCUGCAGCGACUGCGGCAAGGGCUUCACCCGGUCCACCAAGCCGUUGGAGCACAAACGCACACACACCGGUGAGCAUCCCAGUGCGGCAAGGGCUCACCUGCUCCAGCAGGCUCCUGUCCCACCAGCUGGUGCACACCGGCGAUGGUUCCUUCGGCUGCUCCGCCAGCGGCAAGGACUUCAAGUGGGCACAGGACCUGAAGAUCUACCGGCAACUGCACACGGGCCAGUGGCUCUUCAGCUGCUCCACCUGCGGCAAAAGCUUUGCCUGGUCGUCGGGGCUAUGUUGUCACUGGCAGGUGCAUAG
Messenger RNA from Leucoraja erinaceus (little skate), 771 nucleotides. Its product is annotated as gastrula zinc finger protein xLCGF3.1-like. Gene Ontology annotation, biological process: regulation of transcription by RNA polymerase II. The transcript has a single exon. NCBI's taxonomy places the organism in Eukaryota, Metazoa, Chordata, Chondrichthyes, Rajiformes, Rajidae. The record is from RefSeq and is a predicted model, not a curated record. The coding region runs from base 85 to 771 and encodes 228 amino acids. Gene Ontology annotation, molecular function: DNA-binding transcription factor activity, RNA polymerase II-specific; RNA polymerase II cis-regulatory region sequence-specific DNA binding.